Messenger RNA from Esox lucius (northern pike), 621 nucleotides. Its product is annotated as C-X-C motif chemokine 11-1-like. The record is from RefSeq and is a predicted model, not a curated record. Gene Ontology annotation, cellular component: extracellular region. Bases 38 to 334 code for a protein of 98 amino acids. The transcript is spliced from 4 exons. Gene Ontology annotation, biological process: inflammatory response; neutrophil chemotaxis; chemokine-mediated signaling pathway. NCBI's taxonomy places the organism in Eukaryota, Metazoa, Chordata, Actinopteri, Esociformes, Esocidae. Gene Ontology annotation, molecular function: chemokine activity; CXCR chemokine receptor binding.
GUUCAUCCAGACUCUUGAAGAAACUGAGACAGCAGCCAUGACCAAUGCAAUGACAUCCACAGCCCUCCUCGUCUUCCUGGCCAGUCUGCUCCUGGUUAAUGUUGAAGGUCAGGUGGGUCAUUCUAAAGCUCGGUGCCUGUGUCUGAAUGGAGUGGUGGAUAAAAUUGUACAUUUUCGCAUUGAAAACAUUGUUGUGCACAACUCCACCAUCUCCUGCCCGCACAUGGAGAUCAUUGUCACCUUGAAGAAUGGAGCCAAGAUGUGUCUGAAUCCUGAGGCUAGAAUGGGGAAGAAAGUUGCAAACAAAUGGUUGGAAAACCAAAGGAGGGUGUAAUAAAACUGGGAGUAUAAAACCUUCACUGAGACUCUUUCCUGAGAAAAAACUGAAGACUGCCAAUAUCUACCGUGUUUACACUGCGGGAUGGCACCGAGAAGUUGUUUUUCUUUACCGACAAAUGUUGUAAACCUGUAAAAAGAUAUACAGUAACUUAACUAUAGCAGUAUUUGAUUCUUCUAGAAUAAUGAAUUAUGUUUUUUUAUUAUCACAGAUGUUUGUGGUAAAUGUAUGCAAAUGUAAAAAGUAAAACACAUGUAAAUAUGUACACUAUACAUUUCACGAAU